AUGCCCUUGACAAAAGAGCAGCUCGACCGGGCCCUCGAGCACAUCGAGUACCCCCAGUCCAAGCACGCCGCCGAUGCGCUGCGCCGCCUCCGGCAGCUGAUGCUCCGUCACAUUGCGCGCGUACCUUUUGAAAACGUCGGCAUCCACUACAACCCGACGCAUCGGCUGUCGCUGGAGCUCGACGACUUGUUUGACAAGAUUGUGGUGCGCAGCAAGGGCGGCUACUGCGUCGAGCUCAAUGCCUUUUUCGCCGCCAUUUUGCGUGGCCUCGGAUACACGGUGCUGACUGUCGGCGGACGCGUGCGUGCCGGAAAUGAAAAGUACACUGGAUGGACUCACAUGUGUCUCAUUGUCACGAUAGACGGCACUAAAUACGUCGUCGACGUCGGCUACGGUGGCGAUGCCGCCAUGCAGCCCAUCCCGCUCAUCUCAGGCACUGAAUUCACAAUACUAGCCCCGCGCCGCGGCAAGCUCGAGUACCGGAGCAUUGACCAGCACACGGACCCGACGCAGCGGCUAUGGGUGUACUCGACCCAAGACUCCCUCUCUUCCUCCUCCGACACCACCACCUCCACCACCACCACCGCGCCCUGGGUCGAGCAGUACUGCUUCGUCGAGAUUGAGCACUUUGCCGCCGACUACAACCAGAUGAACUACUUUACCAGCACCAACCCCGGUAGUUUCUUCCUCCCGCACCUGCUCGCCAUGCGCGUGCUCCUCGAGGACGACCCGGAGACGCCGGGCGACGUGCGGCUCGCAGGGCUCCUGACGUAUUUUAGGCAAGAGGUGCGUCGCAGGCUCGAGGGUAGCAUGGAGAGGCAGGUGCUGGAAAAGGUGACGACAGAGGCGGAGAGGAUCGCGGCGCUGGACAAGUGGUUCAGGAUACCGCUGACCGAGGCGGACCGGCAAAGCAUAUUUGAUACAGGGCUGGCGCUUGAUAAGAAACCAGAGUAA
Messenger RNA from Beauveria bassiana ARSEF 2860, 954 nucleotides. RefSeq names its product arylamine N-acetyltransferase 1. The coding region runs from base 1 to 954 and encodes 317 amino acids. The record is from RefSeq and is a predicted model, not a curated record. NCBI's taxonomy places the organism in Eukaryota, Fungi, Ascomycota, Sordariomycetes, Hypocreales, Cordycipitaceae. The transcript has 2 exons. Gene Ontology annotation, molecular function: acetyltransferase activity.